AUGUUUUUGCUAGUCAUCGCCAAUAGCAACGCUUCGUGCAUCGCCAGCAUCGACAAUGGUCCCAAACGUCGUCAUAGUGCUUGUAUUCCCGCACUCCAACAUGCGCUGUUUUGUUCCGAGACCAGCCUUGGUGUUGCCGAUGACUGGGAGGGUCCGGGAGAGUGUGACUCGGGCGGCGAGACGGACGAUGAGUUCGAGAUUGAUGAUAUACUGAUGCGAGACGAAGAUGAUCUGAUGACGCCUACUCCAACCCCUCGCUCCCGAAGGACCACGGCUUCUGAGUCUGCUGCAGCCAGCAAUGCUGCAGGUCCGUCUGCGGCUGGGAGCAUCGGUCCCGUUCCGGUUGCCAACACUGUUAACUCGCCCACCCCAAGCGCGGUCAUCUCUUUCCGAAUCCGUGGUCACGGCGCUGUCUUCACGGACUAUGAACCCCCCGCGGGGACGCCAGCCAUGCGCAGCAUCCAUUUCGCGCCCGAUCUUGCGGCAGCAACGUUCAAAGCUGCAUCGGAGGGCAAUCUCCCCGCCGAGCUUCUUAUCGAGGGCGAAACCAACGCGGAGAUGGCCCAAUCUCUCAUCCAUAUUGCGGAGGAGUGCUUCUCUGAUGGCCUCUACGAUCUCGUGCUAAGCUCGGACAGGAUUUUUCGCCGGAUAAAAGUCGACCCAAUCACUGGAGACAAAAUGCCAGUGGCCGAUGGAAUCGGAGUCGAACGCGAAGUUGUAUUCGCUGCCUUCCAAUUCUUCACGGAGAAGCAUGCUGGCGCAUUCCUCCUGCCUCGGGCCGACAAUUACUGCAGUAUUGCCACAAGUUCUUUCAUUCAUAACCCUGGCGCUGUCAGCGCAGCACGCAAGGCAUCGAUGGGGGCUUUUGGUUGUGUUACUGCUCUGAUGCUCGUCCACCAAAUGGCGCCAACACCACUAAUUCCCGGCAUUAUACUCCUUCCUGUCUGUCGAUUCGACAUGCGCUGCUUUACGCGCUCCUUUGUUCAGCAACUCCAUCCCGAACUCGCAGCGGACAUCGACCGGGUGAAGGAUGCGGGUCACGCGGGCAGCCUCUCAGCGUCUGGAUCGCACUUCUUCUCCUUCCACAGCGACGUUCAGCUUGCUCUCUUCAAUCAGCGCACUGAGCCGCAACACGAGGCUCUCCUGUCAGAGAUGGUCCUUCGCGGGAUAGUUGGAGACCAGAGUCCAGAUGGCCCUGAGUCUGUGGCUUGGUAUAGCGGGCUCAACAGUCUGUGCUCCAACGGGUUCUCGGUGCUUGAGGCCGACUUUGAAGCGAUUCGGGCAACUCUCGACUCGCAGAUUCAGUUCGACCAAGCCGACGAUCUGGCGUUCCGCAGCAGAAUUGCGGCCUGGGCUAUCACAGGUAGUCCGCAUCUCCCCUCGCGCAACGAAUUAGGUCAGAUCAAGAUAAGUUUUGUUCUCCCGACCGAGCCAAUCUACAUGGCUUGUGUUCGGAACACUCAGUUCCACUACGACUCCGGCAAUAUCCUUUUCCGCGCCUGCUUCCGGUCCGCUUACAUCCCAUAUGGCUUCCUUGUCAAGCUUUGUGCCAAUCCGUACCCCACUUUGGAUGGCGAAGGUAAUCCAAUUGCGCCGCAUACGCUCGAGGAAGCCAUCGACAACUGGCUAUUCUUGCAGUUCAUCAAUGCCAUCGGUGGACAUACUGUAGUUUAG
This is a messenger RNA of Mycena indigotica, 1674 nucleotides long. RefSeq lists its product as uncharacterized. The coding region runs from base 1 to 1674 and encodes 557 amino acids. The record is from RefSeq and is a predicted model, not a curated record. NCBI's taxonomy places the organism in Eukaryota, Fungi, Basidiomycota, Agaricomycetes, Agaricales, Mycenaceae. The transcript has 7 exons.